Messenger RNA from Polychytrium aggregatum, 1821 nucleotides. RefSeq lists its product as uncharacterized. Lineage: Eukaryota; Fungi; Chytridiomycota; Chytridiomycetes; Polychytriales. The transcript has a single exon. Gene Ontology annotation, molecular function: RNA polymerase II cis-regulatory region sequence-specific DNA binding; DNA-binding transcription factor activity, RNA polymerase II-specific. Bases 397 to 1476 code for a protein of 359 amino acids. Gene Ontology annotation, biological process: cell differentiation; regulation of transcription by RNA polymerase II. The record is from RefSeq and is a predicted model, not a curated record.
GGCACGAAUGCGAGGCGGGAGGAGAGCGGCAGGGAUUCGCACCCGAUGCCGUCUGUGCAGACCGUGGGAGCCGGCGACAACAGCUGGAAUGGAAUCAAUGCCACAGGUCCUGGCGGCUGGUGGUCGGGAGGGCUUGCCCAACGAGUUUGGUUUCCUCCGCAAUUCGCCGCUGCGGCACCGUCCCCAUCUCUCGAUGUCUUGGAAUUGCGCUCGGCAACGGCUCGAUAAUGCUCUGUGCUCUGAAGCAUUCGUCGUCGCCGAACCAACACAUUUCCAGAUUGCUGCUCCUUAUCUGAUGUCAUUUUGCGCAUCUCGACUUGUACCCGCGGCUGCUGACUCUCAUCGACCCCGACCAUCCGCAACUUUCCAGAGACCCACACCCUUGUCAAGCCGGUCAUGAACGCUACGGAUGCGCCAAAUACAAAACACUCGGCCUCCGAGGCCAUCGCAGCAACCGCACUCAUUCAAAUAGCCACUCUCCCGCCCCCGCAAUGCGCUCAGCGGCCGCUGACACCUCGCUCGUCGGGCGAUGUGUCGCCCAGACGGUCAGCAAGCCAAGCCAUCUCGCCGAACCAUCACCUUCGCUCCAGCCCAAACCAUAACCAGAGCCAAGUUCCCGACCCUUUCCACACGCCUACCCGGAAGCGGCAACAGAAUCCGAUGCUGAUGCUUACGCCUGUCUCCCCCGGCCAUGUGCGCCAGGUCUCGUCCCAAGCGAGCGAGCCGCCGAGCCGCCCUCACCACGAAACGCACCAUACCCAUCAAGCUCCUGCCGCCCUUUCCGUCUCGCCUCAGCCCACGAGUGCCGACCCUGGAUCGUUGGUAAGCCCAUCUAUCCGGCACGAAGGCCUCGGCAUGCCCCUGCCGCUGCCACGGCCGAUGCGCGAGCCCUUCCAGCGAGAGUCCUUCAAGUUUGUCAACGAGUCCAUCUCGCCGAAAUUCUCUCCAGACAAGAACGCCAACCCGACGUCGCAGCGGGGGCCUGCUUCCCGUGCCCUCCAGAACAUUGUGUUCCACUCGCACCAUCACGAUAGCAAACCCAAGCGUCACCGGCUCAACAAGUUUCAGCUGGACGUCCUCAACAUGGUCUUCGAGAGGGCCUUCUAUCCAAGCGCGGCUACUCGUGAGGCACUGGCGGCCAAGCUCGAUAUGGAGCCCAAGGCGGUGCAGGUGUGGUUCCAGAACCAGAGACAGAACUGGCGGGGCAAAGUCCAAAAGACACAAGACCCGAGCCAAAAGGACCAGGAUCUCGUCAGCUCUGAGGCCAGUGCCCCUUCGAGCGAUGCCCCGGUGCCGGCUCGGCCGCGCGGAAAGCGCCAGUCGGCAAAGAACACCCUCAAGCGAGAGGACGCUCACGAAGGCAAGGAUGUCGAUCUCGACGAGAUCUUUGCCCAGCUCUCACGCCCCCAAGGCGAUCAACCCGUCGACAUCUCGGUUCCCCGUACGCCGUCUCCGCGUCCCCAGCCGCUGUCAUAGAUUCAGUCGGCCGGACCAUCAAGUCGCAACCUCCCGCUGUUGUCUGAUCGAGACCCAAGGCACUCCCGGCGAGCCACCGCCGCGUGAUGUCUGACCAUUCCAGCACAAUUGUAGUCGAAACCUUUGCGUAGCCCAACGGGCCACCCAGACAUCGGAUCCGGCGUCCUUUGCCAAUCUGCCUGCAUCUAUCUCGGAGCUGUGGCCGCUGCUGCAUUACCCUGGCUACUGACAACCGCGUGGGCCUGUCUGCGGUCGGCGGUCUCAUCGACAUCGAUCAUUCCUCCCCUGUAUCCUGCUUUGGGCUUUGGCCUGCUACUUUGAAAUAUGAUACGCUGGCUGCACAGA